Messenger RNA from Ziziphus jujuba (common jujube), 1224 nucleotides. RefSeq names its product putative disease resistance protein RGA1. Gene Ontology annotation, molecular function: protein binding. The transcript has a single exon. Bases 1 to 1224 code for a protein of 407 amino acids. Lineage: Eukaryota; Viridiplantae; Streptophyta; Magnoliopsida; Rosales; Rhamnaceae. The record is from RefSeq and is a predicted model, not a curated record.
AUGUUACCAUCAAAUGUAAAAGAUAUUUACAGAAGAACUAGUCAUUUGUCAUUCAAUUUUUCCUUAGAAUCAUCACAACAGAUUCUAAUUUCUCUGUCUCAAACAGCAGAUAGGAUUCGAACAAUUCUUUUGCCUGGCCAACAAUUGGUAGAUAUUGUACGAAGAGAAGGUUUGGAAUUAAUUGUUUCGAAUUUCAAGUUCUUACGUACUUUGGAUCUUCAUUGCUCAGGGAUAAAUACAUUGCCAAAUUCCAUAGGAAAAUUGACGCAUCUAAGGUAUCUCGGUCUCUCUGAUACAAAAAUCAAGGCAUUGCCUAAUUCUAUUACCCAGUUACAGAACUUGCAGACUCUGAAGCUCUCUGGGUUGUAUGAAUUCAAAGAAUUUCCAAGAGAUAUGAAAAAAUUAGUAAGCCUCAGGCACCUUAAGUUUGUGGGAGUGAGCGCUUUGACUCAUAUGCCAAGCGGGCUGGGACAGUUGACUAAUCUUCAAACAUUAUCAUAUUUUGUGUUGAGUAAAGGCCCUAGAGGGACAAGCUUGAGGCAUGGUUGUGGUGAUCAGGUUGCUGAGCUAAAGGAAUUAAUGCCGUUAAAUAGCUUGAGAAAUCUCUGCAUUUUAAACUUGAGACACAGAAUAACAGAUGGUACGGCAGCAAAUUUGAAGGAAAAACAGUAUCUUCAAUCCUUGAUGUUAUCUUGGUUUUCUUCAGAUGAUAGAAAAUAUCUCGAAGCCGCCAUGGAAAGUACUAGCAGUGACGAGUAUGAAAUGACAUUGGAGAGCUUCGAGCCACUCCCAAAUCUAAAAAGCUUGAGUUUAGAUGGUUAUGGGGGUGUGAGGUUGUCAAGUUGGGUUCCCUCUCUUAAACAGCUUGUAAGCUUUUCUUUAUCAAACUGUAUCAAAUGCCAAACUCUGCCACCAUUGGAUAAGUUCCCUUCUCUCAAGAAACUUAAUUUGCAUAAGAUGCCUCUUAUAGAAUAUAUUUCAGGUGACUUCUUCACUCCAUCAAAAGCAACAUCAUUGAUGCCAUCCUUGGAAACUCUAUUGCUUCGUGAUUUGCCAAAUCUUAAAGGAUAUUGGAGGGAUACUGUGACAGAUGGCACAUCUGAAAAUACAACAAUGCCAUCAUCAUCCAUGAUAAUUUACUUUCCUUGUCUUUCUAUUUCAAGAAUCGAGGGUUGCCCCCAACUGAAGUUCUUGCCCUUCUUCCCAGCUAUAUCGAAGGCUUAA